Molecule: messenger RNA, 611 nt
Organism: Rotaria socialis
Lineage: Eukaryota; Metazoa; Rotifera; Eurotatoria; Philodinida; Philodinidae
Source: the annotation of a GenBank genome assembly
UGCUCAGUAUCAACUACGUUCAUACUCUUGAAUUGAUUACAUUUUUUUGAAAGCCUCGAUUAUUGCUGAAUACAUAAUGUUAAAACAACCAACCGACAUAAUUGUUACAAGAGCAAUCGUAUCAGGACCACAAGGUCAUUUUCCUUACUCUUCCUGUUAUUAUUUUUUGCCUGCAUCUGUUUGUUUUCUCAUGAUAUGCAAGUUUGUUGGCGUCUUACAGUGCAGUAUUUUCUUUCGGUUUUUUACUAUGACAAUACAAAAAUGAUGCAGUGACGAUACUUUCACGGGCAAAUUGUAACAGACCAUAUGUCAGUUGUUUCAUUUUCCCACGAUUGAUUUUGUUUUUAAAUAUAAAAGUGACUUGAUGUAUUAUAUUCUUCAUACAAAUAUUUGAAAUGAAUUCUCUUCUAAUUUUAUUGGUUUUAAUCAGCUCUGCUGUUGUCUGCAAUGCAAAAUGGACCGAUGCAACACAACCUGCUGCUAGUUUAUUUACGUCUGCCAAACAUGUCUGUGGAGGUACGUCUCCAUUAACUCGCGAAUCAGCCGAUACACUUAUGGCGUGGGCAGCUCAAUACAAUUGGAACGUCAAUUGGUUCGGAGUUUUACCUUAA